UCAGGAUUGCGCCCACUUUUUCCGAGUAUAAAUAGCCCCCUCUGUUUUCCCCUGUAACCUAUCAAAAACUUGUUGGUUCUAGUCUCUAACCCACAGACUUCUCUUCUCUCUUUUUCUUUGCAAUUUUCAGUAAAAAAUCCAUGGCGGGCAUUGUUGUUGUCUUUGAUUUUGAUAAGACCAUUAUUGACGUCGAUAGCGAUAACUGGGUUGUUGAUGAGUUGGGAGCUACAGACUUGUUCAACCAACUCCUCCCCACCAUGCCCUGGAACUCUCUCAUGGACAGGAUGAUGGAUGAGCUUCAUGCACAAGGCAAGACCAUUGAAGGCAUUGUUGAGGUUCUGAAACGGGCUCCUAUUCAUCCCAGGAUUGUCCCUGCCAUUAAAGCUGCUCGUGAUUUAGGGUGUGAUUUGAGGAUUGUUAGUGAUGCUAAUUUGUUCUUCAUUGAGACAAUUUUGGAUCAUCAUGGGAUCAGGGAUUGUUUCUCUGAGAUUAAUACUAAUCCUGGCUUUGUUGACGAAGAAGGGAGGCUCAGAAUUUCCCCUUACCAUGAUUUCACCAUUUCUGCCCAUGGCUGCAAUCUCUGCCCUCCAAAUAUGUGCAAGGGUUUGAUUAUUAAGAGGAUCCAGGCUUCUUUAUCAAAAGACGGCAGCAAUAAAAAGAUAAUCUAUCUUGGUGAUGGCACUGGCGAUUAUUGUCCAACCUUGAAGCUUACGGAGGAAGAUCAUGUGAUGCCCAGGAAGAACUUUCCAGUUUGGGAUCUGAUUUGCCGGAAUCCGAUGCUCGUGAAGGCGGAGAUUCAUGGUUGGACUGAUGGUGAAGAGCUUGAGAAGAUUCUGCUUCAACUUAUUAGCUCAAUUUCUGCUGAAGAAAGCAAUAACAACUCUGCCCAAUUAAUUUCUGGAGACUGCAAGUUACAAAUAAUAUCAGCUUCUGCUGCACAUGAAACCUUGCCACAAGCUCUCCCGGUUCCCCAAUAAUUACAGGAUAAUUUUUACUAUAGACUGAUGCAAGUAUGCAAGCAACGUGGCACAAAAAAUUUGUGUAACGUAGCCCAUAAGAAUGUAACCUUUUUAGUUUUGUGACUUCUAGUUGGCAAUUAUGUCAGGAAAUAGAAAUGGGUACUAAAGUUAAUGCUUCAUUUACCCAAUUUUCUCA
Molecule: messenger RNA, 1155 nt
Organism: Mangifera indica (mango)
Lineage: Eukaryota; Viridiplantae; Streptophyta; Magnoliopsida; Sapindales; Anacardiaceae
Product: inorganic pyrophosphatase 2-like
Exons: 4
Coding region: 141-977 (278 amino acids)
Molecular function (GO): phosphatase activity
Source: RefSeq, a predicted model, not a curated record